Messenger RNA from [Candida] anglica, 828 nucleotides. The record is from the annotation of a GenBank genome assembly. NCBI's taxonomy places the organism in Eukaryota, Fungi, Ascomycota, Pichiomycetes, Serinales, Debaryomycetaceae.
UAAUUUGAAUUUUUCUUGACCACCAUGAAGUACACCACUCCACUUUUCUUGCUUGCAAUUGCAUCAAUUGCCAAGGCUGCCUCCUCCUCCGAAGCUGCCUCCUCUUCCGCAAAGGCUAGUGUGUCUGAAUCCAAGUCUGCCAGCGCCAGCGCCAGUGGAUCUGCAGGAGCAAAGUCCGAAUCGCACGCCGUUACUUCUUCUUCAUCUCCUUCUUCUUCUGCAAAGGCUGCAUCAGCCACCUCGUCGGCAAAGGCAUCUUCUUCAACAAAGGCAGCCUCGUCCGGUAAGAAAAGUUCAACCUCGUCAAAGAACGAUGCUGCAGGAUUGACCGGAGUUAACGUAGGUGCAUUGGGAAUGAUUGCUGGACUUUUAUUAAUUUGAUCUUUUUGCGACUCAAUUAGUUUUUUUAUAUUUUAUAUAUCAUCCAAUAAUAAACGAGUGUGUGUUACACCUUGAGGUUUUGUGAGGCAUUUGGCUGCAACAUAGAUUUUAUUUUUUUUUCUCGUGUGUCACCAUAAAAUUUUCUAUUGAAUAUGCAUCAGUAGUGGAAAUUGUAUGCGAAUAAUUACUUCUGUUGGGUUUUCGUCACGGCACUAUUACCCAAAUAUACCCAAACUAAAUGCACAUUGAGAAGGCGAAAGUGCUUCACUUCAUUGUUUCAUCAGGCUAGAGUGAAAACGAAAAAUUUCACCAUCCUUCAUUUUACAAGUAGAAUCGAAACAUGCAUGGUCCCGAGAGAAUGCUUUACUCCAGGUUUUAAUCUCAUGAACAAAUGCUUGGCUUAAUUUUGGUUCCCCUCCUGUAAUGGCCCGGUACGGUCCCCCCACA